This is a messenger RNA of Helianthus annuus (common sunflower), 957 nucleotides long. RefSeq lists its product as uncharacterized. The record is from RefSeq and is a predicted model, not a curated record. Lineage: Eukaryota; Viridiplantae; Streptophyta; Magnoliopsida; Asterales; Asteraceae. Bases 1 to 957 code for a protein of 318 amino acids. The transcript has 2 exons.
AUGUCUUCUUCGAGCUCGUCAUCCGACGGUGUUCUUGAUGAUAUGGUUAUCGCCAUGGCGCAGGAGGCGAUUAAUUAUUUGCAAGAAGAAGCCGAAUCCUCUGCAUCGCGUACCAGACAACCGCCUAUUGAACGGAAUCGGUUGGCUGCUCAUGAACGUCUAGUGCAAGAUUAUUUUUGUGAAACUCCCGUGUACGAUGAUGUUCAGUUUAAGCGUAGGUUUCGUAUGAGCCGACGACUAUUCGUUAAAAUUUCCAAUGAUCUUGCGGGCGAAUCCCCUUUUUUCACGCAAAGGGUAAGUGCAAGUGGCAAAGUUGGUUUCUCUGGACUACAAAAGUGUACUGCAGCAAUUAGGCAACUAGGCUACGGCACAUCGAGUGAUGCCAAUAAUUUAUUAGGUGUAAUCUCUCUGUACGGGAGACGAUAUUUGAGGAUGCCAACCGCAGCCGACGUUCCAAUUCUAUACGAGGCCCAUCAGCGCUUACAUGGGUUUCCUAGAAUGUUGGGAAGUCUUGAUUGCAUGCACCGGGAAUGGGCGGCAUGCCCAACCGCUUGGAAAGGGCAACAUCAUCGUGGUGACCACGAUGGUCCUACCGUAAUAUUACAAGCGGUCGCUUCUCAAGAUUUAUGGAUUUGGCAUGCGUACUUUGGCAUGGCUGGUACGAACAAUGACAUUGCAUUUUUAAUGACCUCGAAUCUAUUCGACGAUGUCAUAGACGAUGUUGCACCAGAUACUUCAUUCUAUGCAAACGACGUGCAGUAUAAGUAUGGCUACUAUCUCACAGACGGUAUUUAUCCCGAGUGGGCGACGUUGGUAAAAAGUCUCUCGUGUCCAGAUGACGAAAAAAGAUUGUAUUUCAAGAAAAAAACAAGAGUCAGCAAGAAGAGAUAUCGAGCGGGCUUUCGGUGUGUUAAAGAAAAGAUGGUCUAUCAUCACCCAGCCGUCGAGGAUACUUGA